Molecule: messenger RNA, 12662 nt
Organism: Macrobrachium nipponense
Lineage: Eukaryota; Metazoa; Arthropoda; Malacostraca; Decapoda; Palaemonidae
Gene: CadN
Product: neural-cadherin-like
Exons: 29
Coding region: 228-9269 (3013 amino acids)
Biological process (GO): adherens junction organization; cell morphogenesis; multicellular organism development
Cellular component (GO): catenin complex; adherens junction; plasma membrane
Molecular function (GO): calcium ion binding; cadherin binding
Source: RefSeq, a predicted model, not a curated record
UAGAGAAGCGGUAUGCACCUGCGCCGUGCAGGGAGGGUGUUAUAUUGGAGGAACAGCUUCUUGGCUUCAAACGGUAUGAUGGCAGUGUAAUGGAUGGAUGUAGUGUAACGCUCUCUCAUUAUUUGAAAUAAUCUGUGAUUGAAUUGGGAAGUGCAGUGAUGGGGUGUUGACGCAUGUUGGAGUGUAGGCAGUGUGAAGUGUGUAUAUAUAUAAUAAAUAAAUAACAAAUGGUGUUAGGAACAAUGUCGUUAGGUCGCAUAGGGACGGCGUUAGUGCUGGCGGCCGUGGCAGCGUGUGCACGGGCUCAUCAAGAGGCCUCCUUGCCCGAGGUCAUGUACAGCACAGCGGUGCCCCACGACGUCUCCCCAGCACACAUCGUUCACAAAAUCAAAUUAAAAGACGGCCAGGCGGUCAACAGGCUCAUGGAUACCGAAUACUCCGAUUACUUCGCCGUCUUGGACAACGGGGAGGUCAUGACAGUGGCCAAGGUGGCGCCCCUUCUGGGCAAGAUCGUCAACCUGAAGGUGUCGACGGGCUUCCCGGACGGACGGACGCAGCUCUUCGUCGUCCGCAUCGCCGUCAAGGAUCAGCAGGCCAUGCUCCGCUUCCUGAAGCCCGAGUACGACGCCUACGUCUACGAGAAUAUGCCUGCUGGGACAGAGCUUCAAGGGUUGGACGAGCUGGAAGCCAUGGGCGACGAGGAAAUCAGGUACGAGCUCUUGGGAGGGCACUCAGUCUUCGCCCUCCACCACGUCGGGGGCAUCCCGACGGUGGUCACUCGGCAGUCCCUCGAUCGUGAGGCGGAAGACCUCUACAAGUUGACCCUGAGGGCUUUCGACAAGGAGGGACUCGACUCGACGGAGGCCAAGAUCAUCGUCCACAUCCAGGACAUGAACGACCACGCCCCCGUCUUCACGCAGAGCAUGUUCUACUUCUUCGUGCCCCUCAACUUCAGUCGCUUCGACAAGAUCGGCCGCGUGGUGGCCCACGACGGCGACGGGGACAAGGUGGUCUACCGCCUGGCCUACCCGUCCAACACCUUCACGAUCAUCCCGCAGACGGGCGAGAUCAUGCUCAUCGAGCCGCCGGAGACCCUCGUCUACGAGCUCGAACUCGAGGCCUUCGACAAGAGGAAGCCGACACUGUACUCGGACACCUUGGCCAAGGCCCACAUCGAGUUCCGGUACCCGACCGAUUCCCUCUUCACGGGCGAGAGCAACGACAUUGACUCCGAAGACGUGUACCCGGACCACGCCCUCUCCAAGAGGAGCGCUGGCAGGGUCAAGCGAGGUCAGCUGCGACACACGAAGGAGAUGGUGUUUUCGGAGGCCGACGGGUCCGUCGAGGGGAAGGUGGUCUUCCAGCUGGAGAAGGAGAUCCAGUGGGAGACCUUCAAGAUCCGAGAUGACAACCCUUGGGUCGAGGUCGACCCCAACGGCGCUGUCAGGGUCAAGAAGAAGUGGGACUACGAGGAACUGGGACCCGAGAAGACCAUCGACUUCUGGGUCACCAUCACGAACAACGAUCGAAGUGAUACGGACAACCAGCGCGUGAUUCUGCAGAUCACGGACGUCAACGAUGAGCCUCCGUACUUCAUCAACCGUCCGUUGCCCAUGCAGGCCGUGGUCAAGCUCAACGCUGCCCCGAACACCCCAGUUUUCACCCUGCAGGCCAGGGAUCCUGACAAGGACCACGACAUCCAUUACUUUCUUGUUCGAGACAGAACUGGAGGCCGUUUUGAGGUCGAUGAGAAAUCUGGUGUGGUUCGAACGCGUGGUUCCGAGAUGUUCCAGCUGGAUAUGGAAUAUGUUUUGUACGUGAAGGCCGAGGAUCAGAAUGGCAGGAUUGAUGAUAAGCAAUUCCAAUCCACUCCUGAGGAGAGGCUAUCCAUUGUAGGCGGCAAGAGACCACCUCAGUUUUACCUGCCGAAAUACGAGAAGACCAUUCCAGAGAAUUCUGCCAAAGACUCGGACAUUAUCUCUGUGAAGGCAAAGUCAUUUGCUGACCGAGAGAUCAGGUACACUUUGAAAGCCAAAGGACAGGGAGCUGGAACAUUCAACAUUGGACCUACUUCUGGCAUCGUAAAACUUGCCAAGGAGCUGGACUUUGAAGAUGUUCGACAGCCACACAUAUACCAACUUGUUGUCACUGCUACUGAAGACUCUGGUGGAUUCUCUACUUCAGUUGAUUUAACCAUAAAAGUUACUGAUGUCAAUGACAACCCUCCCAAGUUUGAUCUUCCUGAUUACCAGGCGCAUAAUAUUGAUGAAGAUAUUCCUAUUGGUUCUUCCAUACUCAGGGUGAAGGCUCGUGAUGAGGACUCGGGGACCAAUGCAGAGAUUAAUUACUCGGUGUCAAAUGAUCACUUCCGGGUCGACAACAAGGGUAUAAUAUACAACAAAAAGACCCUUGAUGCAGAUGACAAUAAUGCCUACUAUGAAUUCACAGUUACAGCUACAGACAAAGGUGAACCAUCGAAGGAAGGCACUGCUACAAUCCGAAUCUACACCAAGAACAAAAAUGACGAAGAACCCAAAUUCUCACAACAGGUGUAUACUCCUAAUGUUGAUGAGAAUGCAGGUCCAAACACUUUGGUUACAACCGUUGUAGCAUCUGACAAGGAUGGUGACAACGUGGAGUUUGGCUUUGUUGGUCAGGCCCGUAAAUCUGGACAGUUUUCCAUAGAGAAGAUGACUGGUGUCAUUCGUCUACACAGUGGUCACAUCUCAUUAGAUCGAGACAAGUAUGAACUGAAUGUCACUGCAGUUGAUGAUGGAAAUUGCUGUAUGGGAGGACAGCAAACUAGACAUACCUCAACAGCAGUUGUUGUGGUAUUCAUCACAGAUGUCAAUGAUAAUAAACCAGUGUUUAAGGACUGUGCAUCCUACCAUGCUAAAGUAGAGGAAUCGGCUCCAAAUGGUUCUCCUGUCAUCACAGUCCAUGCUACUGAUGAGGAUAAAGGUGUUAAUGGACAGGUUCGCUAUAGUAUUGUACAGCAGCCAAAUCAGAAGGGUACAAAAUUCACAGUUGACCCAGAGACUGGUGAGGUAACAACCAACAAAGUGUUUGACCGUGAAGGAGAAGAUGGCAAGUUUGUUUCUGUGACAGUGAAAGCAACAGACAAUGGUGAUCCAUCUCUGGAAGGUGUCUGUUCAUUUACAGUGGAAAUAACGGACAUAAACGACAACCCACCCCUCUUUGAUCGUCAGAAAUAUGUUGAGAAUGUCAAGCAAGAUACGAAUGUUGGUACAAACAUCUUGCGUGUAUCUGCAUCAGAUGAGGAUGCCGACAAUAAUGGAGCCAUCGUUUAUAACUUGACCUCAGCUUCUAGUCCUGGUGAUCUUGACUAUUUUGAAAUCCAGCCUGAAUCAGGUUGGAUCACACUCAAGAAACCACUGGACUCAUGUCUGCCUAUUGUAAGUAAAUGUGUGCCACGAGAAUCGUACCGACUGACUGCCGUAGCUCAGGACCGUGGGUUUCCUCCACUGUCUCGCACGGUGGAUGUUCAGAUCGAUGUAGUGGAUCGCGCCAACAACCCUCCUGUAUGGACCCAGUCCAUCUAUGGCCCCAUUUACAUCAAGGAAAACUUGCCAGUAGGGGCGGGAGUUAUCUCAGUGAAGGCCAGCUCGGGAAUAGAGGACAAUCCGGUUGUCUUCUACCGAAUCAUCAGAGGAUCCACAGCUCAAACAAACAAGCACGACACAUUUUACCUGCAACAGCGUCCUGACAAUGGAGACACUUGGGCUGACAUAAAAGUUAACCACCCACUCGAUUAUGAGAGCAUAAAGGAAUAUAAUUUGACUGUGAGAGUAGAAAAUAAUGGGCCACAACAGCUGGCUUCGGAAGCUACAAUCUAUGUUGUCUUAGAGGAUGUGAAUGAUGAGAUCCCCUUAUUUACUGAACGAGAACAAGAAACAGUUCUGGAAGGUGAACCCAUCGGAACAAAGGUUACCCAGGUCAAUGCUAUUGACAAGGAUGGAACCUAUCCAAAUAAUGAGGUACUUUAUCGCAUAGUGGACAGCCCCAGAAAUGAAGGAAGAGACUUUUAUGAAAUAAGAGAGAGAACUGGCGAGAUCUUUACCAGAGUAGAAUUUGAUAGGGAAGAGAAACAAGCCUAUGCUCUUGAAGUUGAGGCACGAGAUGGUGCUGCUUCUGCUCGACCAAAUGCUAAUGGACGUCCCAAUACAGUGACGAAGUUCAUCCGUAUCGGCAUUGCUGACAAGAAUGACAACCCUCCCUUCUUCGACAAGAACCUCUACGAAGCAGAAGUAGAUGAAAAUGAAGAUAUUCAGCACACCGUCCUCACCGUGACUGCCAAGGAUCUCGAUGAGUCUUCGCGCAUCCGUUAUGAAAUCACCAAUGGUAACAUCGGCGGUGCCUUUGCUGUCAAGAACAUGACUGGUGCUAUUUACGUGGCUGGCCCUCUGGAUUACGAAACUAGAAAAAGGUACGAACUCAGACUGGUGGCCUCUGACAACCGUAACGAGAAUCACACCACAGUUGUCAUUCAUGUUAAAGAUGUGAAUGAUAAUCCACCAAUGUUUGAUCGGCCUUUGUAUGAGACGCAGAUCACCGAGGAGGACGACCGCAGCCUGCCCAAAAAUAUCCUCACGGUUACAGCAACUGAUGGUGACAGAGAUCGAGUGCAGGACAUUGUUUAUUUCCUUACUGGUCAAGGAAUUUACCAAGAAAGCCCAGACCAGUCACAGUUUGAAGUAAAUAGAACAUCAGGAGAAAUAUUUGUCAAAAAGCCACUGGACAGAGACCAUCCCAAAGGACGGCCCACUUGGAGAUUCACCGUAUUUGCACAAGAUGAGGGUGGCACUGGUCUAGUAGGAUAUGCUGAUGUGCAGGUUAAUCUGAAGGAUAUUAAUGACAAUGCUCCAGUAUUCCCGCAGAUGGUUUAUUAUGGAAAUGUGACUGAAAAUGGAACCCAAGGAAUGGUAGUCAUGACAAUGACAGCUGAAGAUUAUGAUGAUCCCAAUGAAGGUACAAAUGCAAAGUUGACAUAUUCAAUUGAAAAGAAUGUCAUUGAUGAAAACAUGGCGACACCUAUCUUUGAAAUUGAGCCAGAAACUGGUGUCAUCAAAACUGCUGUGUGUUGUUUGGAUAGAGAAAAGACGCCAGAUUACUCCAUUCAAGUUGUAGCUGUGGAUGGUGGUGGGUUAAAAGGGACUGGAACAGCAAGCAUUCGGGUGAGAGAUAUCAAUGACAUGCCUCCAAGGUUUACAAAAGAAGAAUGGGUAACAGAGGUGGAUGAAACAGAAGGAGCCCUUCUUCCUGAUCAAGCUAUUUUGACUGUUACUGUACAUGAUGAGGAUGAAACUAACAAAUUCCACUACAAAGUUAUAGAAUCAUCAGGUUUUGGUGCUGACAAAUUCACUAUGGUCAGAAAUAACGAUGGCACAGGAUCUCUUAAGAUUGUCCAGCCCCUUGAUUAUGAGGAUCCAAUGCAACGUAGUGGUUUCAGAUUCAAGAUCCAGGUCAAUGACAAGGGAGAGGACAAUGAUGCUGAGAAGUAUCAUGUUGCAUAUUCUUGGGUGAAAGUUGAACUCAGAGACAUUAACGAUAAUAAACCACAGUUCUUGAAGCCUAACAUUGAGGUUCCUGUAUUUGAAAAUGCUGAAAUUGGAAAGAGUUUAGAAACUUUCAAAGCAACAGAUCCAGAUCAAGGUGGUCAGAGUAAGGUUUCAUAUGCAAUUGACCGAGCAUCUGAUAGACGAAGGCAGUUUUCAAUUGACAGUUCAGGAACUGUAAAGAUCCAGCGAACACUGGACAGAGAGGAGAAUCCUCGUCACUCUGUCAAAAUUUUAGCCAUUGAUGAUGGGUUGCCAGCCAAAACAGCUACAGCAACACUUACUGUGAUUGUUCAAGAUAUUAAUGAUAAUGCUCCAAGGUUUUUGAAGGAUUAUCGACCAGUGCUACCUGAAAAUCAGUCUCCAAGAAAAAUAGUUGAAGUUUUAGCUACUGAUGAUGAUGAUCGUUCCAAAGGCAAUGGACCACCUUUCCAUUUCCGAAUGGAUUCUACAGCAUCAGAUGAAAUAAGAGCAUCUUUCAAAGUUGAACAUAUCCCUAAAGGUGCAAAUGGUGAUGGAAUGGCAGUGAUUUCCUCUCUGAGGACAUUCGACCGAGAAAUACAGAAAGAAUAUCAUGUACCUAUUGUAAUAAAGGAUGCAGGCACACCUCAGAUGACAGGAACUUCAACAUUAACAAUUAUUAUAGGGGAUGAAAAUGAUAAUAAGAUGCAGCCAGGAUCUAAAGAUAUCUUUGUGUAUAAUUAUAAAGGUCAAGCUCCAGAAACUAAGAUUGGUAGAGUUUAUGUUUAUGACUUAGAUGAUUGGGAUUUACCAGAUAAGAAAUUUAAUUGGGCAACUGAAGAACAUCCCAAUUUCAAGUUAAAUGAAGAUGAUGGUAUGAUAACAAUGAGACAAGCUACAGGGGAGGGUACGUAUUUCUUGCGGUUCCAUGUGUAUGAUAGAAAGCACACACAAACUGAUGUCGAAGCAAAUGUUACUGUGACAGUGAAAGAAAUUCCAGAAAUAGCUGUUAUGAACUCAGGUUCCAUUCGUAUUGCAAAUAUGACAGAUGAAGAUUUUAUAAGAAUAUGGGAUUAUAGGACACAACGUGUGGUUAGAAGUAAAGCCGACAUGUUUAGAGAAAAAAUUGCCAGGUUGGUGGGUACCGGUAUUGAAAAUGUUGAUGUAUUUAGUAUUCAGUUGCGUAAUGAAAGACCGCCCGUAACAGAUGUUCGUUUCUCAGCGCACGGGUCUCCGUACUAUCAUCCAAUAAAGCUUAAUGGUCUUGUGUUACAACAUCGUGCUGAAAUUGAAGCAGAAAUUGGUAUUAACAUUACAAUGGUAGGCAUAGACGAGUGUUUAUAUGAAAAUGUUGCUUGUGAAGGAUCGUGUACAAAUCACUUAGUUAUAUCAAAUCUGCCUUAUAUGGUGAAUGCAAAUAAAACUUCUUUAGUGGGUGUACGGACAGAAGUAAUUCCUGAGUGUACUUGCGGAGCUCGUAACUUCUCUGUUGAAGAAUCUUGCCGUCCAAACCCUUGUUAUAAUGGUGGCCGAUGCAUAGAAGGAAAGUCUGGUAUUCGUUGCGUUUGUCCAGAAGGAUAUGAUGGACCAAGAUGUCAAAUGUUAACAAGGACAUUCAGAGGAAAUGGCUUUGCUUGGUUCCAGCCAUUAGCCAUGUGUGACAAUUCCCAUAUCAGCUUGGAGUUCCUCACGAGAAGACCUGAAGGCCUUCUUUUCUAUAAUGGUCCUAUAACUCCUCCUGAAACAGAUGAAAUGAUUGUCUCUGAUUUUAUAGCACUGGAGCUGGAGAAAGGAAGACCAAGGUUACUGGUGGACUUUGGAUCUGGUACUUUACAACUGCGAGUCAAUACUAAGAAUCAUCUAAAUGAUGGUACCUGGCACAGAGUAGAUAUCUUCUGGGAUACUGAGAAUGUAAGAAUUGAUGUAGACAAUUGUGUAGCAGCAGAAGUUCAAGAGCCAGAAGACGGUAGUGAGCCCAUCUUUGAUUCAUCAGGAUGCCAGGCCAAGGGGACUAUACCACCUUUCAAUGAGUAUCUUAAUGUAAAUGCCCCAUUACAGCUUGGUGGUUUAGCACAUGAACAGCCUGACCCCAGUUUAUACAAGUGGGCACAUGUUCCUCAUGGUAGACCAUUCAGUGGUUGUAUCAGGAAUCUAAUGGUAAACAGUGAGUUAUAUGAUUUGGCAAGUCCAGGUCUUUAUAGAAACACUCAGAUGUUUUGUCCACAGCUUGAUGAAGCAUGCCGAAGCAAUUCUAUUAUUCCAACUUGUGGACCAAAUGGAAUAUGCUCAGGUUCUCUUACAGCUCCUGUCUGUAAGUGCAAGCCAGGGUGGACAGGCCCAACGUGUGAAGAACCCACAAAUUCCUCUUACUUUGAAACUCAAUCAUAUGUCAAGUAUGCUUUGUCUUUCAAGCCCAAUUCAUUUAGCACAGAAAUUCAACUGAGGUUCCGUACAUGGCAAGAGUAUGGUGAACUUUUCCGUAUCUCUGAUCAACACAAUAGAGAGUAUGGCAUCCUUGAAAUCAAGGAUGGUCGGUUGAGAUUCCGCUUCAAUUUGAAUAGUCUGCGAACAGAAGAACAUGAUUUGUGGCUUUCGGCUGUAGCUGUUAAUGAUGGCAUUUGGCACUCUGUUGUAGUUGAACGUCAUGGCUCUACUGCAAACAUCAUGCUAGAUGGUGGUGAAGGUCGUCGCUACAAUGAAACAAUGACUUUCUCAGGUCAUAUGCUAAUGGAUGUUGAUAAGCAAGAAGGUGUAUAUGCUGGAGGCAAGGCAGAGUACACUGGCAUCAGAACCUUUGAAGUUUAUAACGAUUAUAAAUUAGGUUGCUUGGAUGAUAUCAGGCUUGAAGGUAAACAUUUGCCCCUUCCCCCUGGCCUUAAUGGCACCCAGUGGGGACAGGCCACCAUGUUCCGCAACUUGGUCAAGAAUUGCAUUUCCCAGGACCAGUGCGUCAAUGUUACCUGCCUUGCACCAUUCACUUGCAAAGACUUAUGGAUGAGACACGAAUGCGGCUGCCCAGAGGGAUCCAUUCUCCAUCAUGAUGACUGUCUCAACAUUAAUGAGUGUGAGCUGUGGCAACCAUGCCAUCAAGGGGGUAUCUGCAGAGACCUAGAGCCUGAUAUGGGCGGCUAUGCAUGUGACUGUGUUGGAAGCUACUCAGGAAAAAAUUGUGAUUUGUUACUGGAGGAAACUGUUCUUAAACCCUCCACUGACUUUGUUGUUGCUAUAGUCAUCUGUCUUUUAGUUUUAUUAAUUUUGGUGUUAAUAUUUGUGGUGUACAAUCGACAAAAAGAGCGCCACUUCCCAAAAGCAGAUCCUUAUGAUGAUGUACGUGAAAACAUCAUCAACUAUGAUGAUGAAGGUGGCGGAGAAGAUGACAUGACUGCAUUCGACAUAACUCCACUCCAGAUCCCUGUGGGCCCUGCUAUUGGCAAUGGUGGACCUCUGCUGGGAAAGAUGCCGUAUGGGCAUGGAGGACAACCAGAUGUGGGAGUUUUUAUCAGCGAGCACAAGAAUAAGGCUGACAACGAUCCUAAUGCACCACCCUUCGAUGACCUCCGUAAUUAUGCUUAUGAAGGUGGUGGUUCCACUGCUGGUUCACUCUCAUCACUUGCAUCAGGCACUGAUGACAACGAACAGGACUUUGACUAUCUGAACAACUGGGGUCCUCGCUUCAGCAAAUUAGCAGACAUGUACGGCCAUGGGGAAUCUGAAGAAGAAGAGGAUCACUAAAGUGUUAAUUGCAGGAGCCUUGCAAUUGAAUUCACCUCAUUGGUAGAGAAAGGUGUCUUUACAUUUCUCCAGAGCACUGUUGACCAUGAAGCCCUGAGGGACUAACCAUUUUGAUGAAGGGAAGUCCCUUGAGCUGUUUUGCCAUGAUAUAAGGAAAGAAGCUACCUGUUGUCAAAAAAGGAUCUAAAAGUUCCAUGGUAAUACUGUUGCCUUAAAAUAGAUAAGAAAACAGCUCUCACAAAAAUGUGCAUGAUUAGAUCAAGAAUCACAUGUAUCUUUGAAUGUCAUAAGUUCAGCUGGUGGUGCUAUAAAAAAUUUAACCUUAAAGUUAACCUGUGAAAGUGUUUCAACAGCAGCAUAUUAUUUUCAGUAUGGAAAUGAGGAUUUGAACUUCCAUUGAAAAUCUGUCAGUUUCAAGACAAUUACAGUAUUAAAAUACUCAUGGAGUACUUAUGUGUGUUACAAAUAGCAUUGUCAUUGCUAUAGACUCCGUAGAUUAGUUGGAAGUUCUUCCUCUACUUGGUCCACUGUAUUGUCACAAGUUUUUAUUUGAUAAAAUUAGGAGUAAUAAAUAGUAGCUUCUUAGCCAGAACAGAACAAGAGGAAAACCAAAUUGACAAAGCAGUCAUAUUUGUGCUCUGCACGUGUAAGAUCCUUCUUCCUACUUUUGUGUAAUGCGUAGUGGUAUGCAGCCUCCUCCUACAGUGAUGGUGUGGAUCUGCACAGUGCCAAGACUUAACAAUGAGGUGAUGAAAAUGCCAGUGUUCAGAAUUGACUUGAAGCUCUUUGCAUACAUCCUUUGUGAUGAGACAAAUCCUAUCCUUUGAAAGAAGGAGAGCCACACAAGGCCAGGGCAUUGUAUCAGUGUCGUUGGUAGCUGUGGCAGAAGAAGAAUUAACAUUCCGUAAAAGACAGUCGUGUGAUAGUUAAUGGGAUGAGAGUGGAAAAGAUUUGGUUAGAGUAUGUCUACUAUACGUGUUUUGUUAUGACCCAUGUUACGUGCCAAGUACCCCCUUCCCUGGCAAAUCUGAUUUGAUUUGUGCAUUAACUUUCUAAAAACCACAAUUUUACUUUCCAUUUUCUUUGUUUUUAAGGAAUUUUGUUUAUCCUCAGUCACAAACAUGUGAAGAAGCAUAUCAAGAAACAACAAAAUAAACUUAGAACUGAAUGCACCACAGACACUCAGUAAGAUGGCAUUUAUGGUUUCUAAAUCAUGAUACUUUGUGCAGCAUACUGCUCCUUUCAGUGUGUGUGAGGAUGUGGUGAAUUGAUUUCCCUUUGUAUACUAUUACUCCUACUACUCUCCCUCUUAGUUUACAGCAGGUCAGUACUGCAAUUCCGUGCAUUUUUGCAGGCUCCAAUGAAAUAGGCCUGUUUACUCAUAGAUGAAUCUCAGGCAGUACUGAAAAAUAUCUUGUGAAAAAUGUGUUGAAUGUAUGUAAAAUUUUGUACAUGUUUAAAUAUUUAAGGAGGAGAUAUAUGUCUCAAAGAAUGAAUAGUUGUUUAAAUAUUUGCUCAUCAGUAUGAAAGCUAGACAGCAAGAUGACUUAGUGUGACAACAGCUUGAUUCUAGUAGGCAUUCACUGAUUAGAAAGUUUGUUACUGAACUGUAGUCUUCUCUUGGUGUCUUGCUGUGCAAGUUUUUUGGAAGAAGUGACAGUUAAUUUUAUUCAAGUGCUGAUGUUUUGUAGAUUGCGGGCUAAACUUUGAGUCAAGAGGCAUAGUUUAUACCUACAUUAGUAAGAGUCACUUCUCUUUUGCUGCAAAGGAAGCAAUAAGUGCUUGCUUGCUACAUAUUUGAUUCCCAGCUGCUUUUUUUCCUUUUUCUCUUUAUAUUCUUUGUCUUUAAUUUUAUAUUAUGAUCUCGUUAGUAUAGUAUAGAAGAGCUGCUGAGGCAAGAUUGUCUUCAAGUGGCCACAUUUCAUAAGGGCCUGUUGUGGGUGAACCUGUGCCUCUUCACUCUAGCCCAACCCCAACCCCCCCAGUCCAUUUUUCCACUAAAUAUCCUUUGUAAAGAAAAGUCAGUCAAGCACCCACCCCACCCCUCCUCCCAGAUGUCCAGUCCUCCAGUUCCCAUUCCAGCCCUGGCACAAUAUGGGCCACUACAGCCCGCACCCACCCACCCAUAGGUCUCUUACCUGUGGUGAUGUCCUUUUAGAUAUGGAAGCCUCUUCCAACAUAAAAUAUUAUUUCUUAGACUAAAUCUACAAAUUAAGAUUUUCUAAAACUUUUAAGUAUAAAAACAUUAAUCAUCAUCAGCUAAGAGUGAAAACUCUUCAUCACCACACAAAUAACCUCAACAGCACUGCCAUAUUUUGGUGGGAGCAGGCUGGGUCGUUUAGUCAUUGGCUUCUUCUAUUAUCAUGUUAGUGUUAGCUAUUGUGCACAAGUUGGUCAUAAAUAGAAUGGUGCUGGCCUCGGACCAUUUUCAGCGGGUUCUUUCUAAGUUCUUGGACCAAUUCUUUAAUCAACCUUGUAUAAAUAUUUGAAAGAGAAGAAAUUCAAGUUUUCUUGUGCAGAGAUUCAUAUCCCCUACCCCACCCACCUUUGCACCAACAUGACCAUGCUUCAGUCUCUUCUCACAUAAUUUUUAUUCAGCCAUCAUCCAAACAUGACCAGGUCAGAGACUCAUAUAGCCAGCCUAUUACAACACUCUGCAUAAGACAACCAAUUUUUCCCCUGAAGCGAACCGAGCCCAGCCAACUUGUUUUUAUAGCAUUCCAUAUACCAAAUGAUGUAUGUAAGAAUGCGAUAUUCAUUUUCACAUUUUAUAUCAAACGAAGUAAUGUAACAUCUUGCUAGAACUCUUAGGAACAUUUUAAGCCAGGUUUCUCCUGUAACAUUAGAGGUGAUUAUUUGUGGUGUGAAUGCAGAAGUUUCACAGUUUAGAGUUGUCCUCCCUAAGGUAUCCUCUGGAUGGAUUAUAUAUCGAGGACACUUCUGAAACUUUUCACUCAAUCUGUACCUUAAUCUGGAGUGAAUGGAUACCCUUUAUUUUCCCUCAUAUUUUUAUAUGAUUUUUUUUUCUUGGGAGAAAUCUGGCUUUUCCCAAGGCCGAAGGAUUCUCACUGCUGUGCAUGAGUUCAGGUCACAAUUUCAAUGAUUUCUUAGUGUAAAUAAAGUCACAAACCCCAGAAUUAUUCUCAUUUCACUGUCAAUUGUUUUUUGCAUAAGAAACUUUGGCCCAGGGAACUUGAAAUGAUCAUGGAGUAGAAGAGUAUUUACAAAAAAAAAUUUUGUACCCUAUUCUUUUUUAAGUUCAAAAUUCAUCCAAGAGAUGUUGCCCAGUGGGCAAAGAAGCCAUAGAAAAAAAUAAGCUUUUGUUUGAUGUUUUCAAGCUGUGAUUUUACUGUGUCUGCAUUGUCAUCUGAAAUAGAUUAAAGCCUUUGUGUA